Messenger RNA from Lineus longissimus, 4533 nucleotides. RefSeq names its product monoacylglycerol lipase ABHD2-like. Gene Ontology annotation, molecular function: monoacylglycerol lipase activity; acetylesterase activity. Bases 244 to 1245 code for a protein of 333 amino acids. Gene Ontology annotation, cellular component: sperm flagellum; sperm plasma membrane. Lineage: Eukaryota; Metazoa; Nemertea; Pilidiophora; Heteronemertea; Lineidae. Gene Ontology annotation, biological process: medium-chain fatty acid catabolic process; medium-chain fatty acid biosynthetic process; steroid hormone receptor signaling pathway. The record is from RefSeq and is a predicted model, not a curated record. The transcript is spliced from 8 exons.
UUGGCUGCAUUUUGUUUCGUGUUAUUCCGGGUUCUGCAUUUUGCCAGCGAAGAAACGAAACCAGAAUUGUAUCACAAAAACUCCGAAUUUGUCCAACGCAUUAUCAAUGCAUGCUCACUGCUGACGCAACCAUACCACCCACCUUUCCUUUGGGGAAAGAGUGGACACCUCCAAACCAUCCUAUAUGCCAAACUCGGGAGAGUCCAACCACCAUUACCGAAGGGGGAUCGGAUAGCCCUUCCGAUGCCUGAUGGCGCCACCGUCACUUUCGACGUUUAUGAAUGUCUUGCUGAACAUCCUACAAAAGGCGAUUACACGAUGCUGAUCUGUCCCGGCAUCGCCAACAGCAGUGAAAGCCUGUACAUCCGGACCAUGGUCGAUUACGCUCAAAAUAACGGCUUCCGUGUUUCCGUCCUCAACCACUUGGGGGCGCUGAAAGAUGUCCCACUGACGGCGCCGCGGAUAUACACCUAUGGUGGAACAGAAGAGUAUGAAAUGAUGGUCCACUAUGUACGGGAGACGUAUCCAGAUUCAAAACUAGUGGGUGUCGGCUGCAGCAUGGGUGCAAACAUCCUCACAAAAUAUCUUGGCAUGGACAAGAAAAAUCAAGACUUUUUCAUUUGUGCCAUGUCGCUAUGUCAGGGAUAUGACGUCAACAGUUGUGUUUACCAAAACCAAGCCACAGAUAUCUACAGUCAGGAUAUGAGUUCUAAAUAUCUUUACCAGAGGGUUUGGCCGUAUCUUCUCAAAUGGGAACACCUACGUCGUUUCUAUAUAUUUAUGAUGACCUUGAACCAAAUUCGAGUCAUGAAGCAACAUGCCGAUGUCCUCUUCAGCGAAAAGGCCUUGAAAAAAUAUGACCUUGACCUCGAUAAGAUAUAUGCGAGCACGUCCCUCCAUUACCUCGACGAAGUUUAUUCUCGACGGCGAGCGGGUUUCGACAAUUUAGAAGAGUAUUAUAAGUGGUCAAGCAGUGCAAGUUAUUUACCUAAAAUCGACAUCCCGAUGCUUAUAUUGAACGCACACGAUGAUGUCAUCGUCCCAGAUGUGGUGUUUGACAUCCCACUGAAUCAUGCCUACACCCAUGACAAAUCGCUGUUCGUCGUCACAAAGCAUGGCGGCCAUCUUGGAUUCUUCGAGGGUCAAGAGAAGAAUUGGAUAAUGCCACAGAGCGUUACUUGGUUAGACAAGAUCGUUCUGGACUAUUCUAAUGCUGUGAUAAAUGUUACUGAAUAUGACCACUAGGUGACUCUGUGCAGCGCGGAAAUCAUUUUCUUAAAGGGUUACACCGUAUCUUAUCCUGGGUCAAGAAAAUAGAAAUGCAGUUAUGCACAAUGCCGUGGUCUAGUUAUUAUGCAUGCAAAUUUGCUGAAACUUGGUAUGUAUAGUAUUUGUAUACAUGUGUCUGUAUUCAACGGUGAUUUUGAAACAUCUUUUAGAAAAAGAAAAUGAUUUUUGCCUGCUCUAGAUCUAACUUUGCCUGAAAUAAAUGUGAUAUUUUGUUGAAGAAAAUUGUAGUAUUUUCUACGGGAUGUCUCCACGGUUUAAUUUGUCGCUAUAUGAUCAUGUCUGAAAAAGAAAAAGGACUAUUUUGUUCAUGGUUAUGCCUGGUUAUGAUUGUCAGUUAAAGGGGUACGCCGUUCGUCAUUACUGGUGGUCCAGGAAAAUAGAAAUGCAGUUAUACACAAUGCCAUAGAACAGUUAUCAUGCAUACAAAUUUGAUGAAACUUGGUGUGUAUAGUAUUUGUAUAUCUGUGCACACAACGGCACUAUUGAAAUUUGUAUUCGGCACGUAUUCAAUUCAACAAAUUUCAAUGUUUUUAGGCGGAAGGCGUUUGCCAGUUUGCCUAGUGCGUAUAGAAAUGUGCGAGUUCACCUAUGCGGUCAUGGGCGGACAGUCACCUGAUUAUGUUUCUGCAAGAAAAUAAAUGGAAGUUGUAAGGUUUUUAGAGACACCCUGUAAAUGAAGCUAUUUUGUUGAAGGUGAUAAUUGUUUGUAUGAGCUAUUUGUGAAAAAUUAUGAAACUGAUAGGUUUUCUGGGUGAAAUUGCUAAAUAUUCAAGUGCUUUUUCUCAUGAAAUGGAUUACUGGACCAGUAUCGAUGCUUUCAAACUAUUCUGUUUGCAAUUUAUGACUAAAACUUGCCUUAGUUGUGGGCAUAAGUAUUCUAAACUUUUGUCGCAAAGGUAGUAGACCUAGUAUUUACGUAAAGAUCAUCACUCCCCACAUGGUCUGGAUGGGAAAGUAGAGCCAAUUCCACAAAACCAGUUAAGGAUAUAACCAUGGCAACUGCAGAAUGUUGUAGAUCUUGGCUUGCUUUAUCUGUGCUUAUUUUUCUUUGCCAGAAGUAUUUCCGAUAACAUAUCUACCGUAGUAAAGAGGAGUGCUUCAGUAUUUUUGUCAAUCCAUCCGUGCCAACAGCUUCAACCUUGCAAACUGGGGGUUGCCAAAAAAAUUGUACCCAAUAACAAAACUAAUUGUAACAUUAGACAGCUUGUGAAAAACUUCCCCAAAAUGAUACCCAAUGUGAGGUAGGUUAGGUUAUUUUCACAAAUUUACAAUUGUGACAUUUUGGUCCCCCAAUCUGAGGAUAGAGCAUUUAGCAAACUGUUAAUUAAUUUGCUUAAUUGAUUGAUAUAUUAGUUUUAUGAUUGACAUGAUAAUUGCUUUUAAUCUGUGUUCUUGAAUAGGUGGCUUUUUGGUUAAAGUUGGGCUAAAAAUGUUGUGCUUCAGAAAAUGUACUAAAAUUUGUGUCACUCUUCUUACCAGGAGCCACGAGCUAGGCAUCUUGGCAGAACUUUUGCAACUAGUCACGCACAACCAUUGCUUCAAGUGAUGCGGAGAUCAGUGGAGUAGUGGUAAGAGCACUCAUAAUCAGGAGGACGUGGUCAUAAAAUUACGGUUUACAAUUAUACCAUACUAAACUGGACUACAGCAUUUUUGUCUUAGAUGUAUACUCAGGAAUUAUAUAUAUGUUGAAAUUCACAGUAUUUAUUUAUUAAGAUAUUUGAUGUUAUAUUAUAUUAAGGAUAAUGUGAUAUAUAAGGCCAAGUGUCUACUAGUACUGGAGCAUCCUAAUGUCCUGACGCCUCCACCUUGAUGGAGAGAUGUCGGUUAUCCCUUGGGACAUUACCCGUGGUCGUGAUGUCCCAGGUGUUGACGUGGUUUGUUCGCCAAGGAGGAGUUGAGGACAUGCCGAGGCUGGAAGACUUCGAUGGGACCUCUUGGUUCUGUCGACUGCGCACCAUACUGGACUUGACAUCGUGGACAACACGUCCAGGAAACCACUCUCAUAAUUCCCUUGGCGUAUCUACGAAACAUUUGCCACUGCACCUACCUUGGAAUGAGUUGCAUAAAAUACAAAAGAUAUAUUGUUUAAUAUAUCGUACUCAUUGCCCCUUGGUACAGUGAUUGUUUCAUCCAAUAUCAUGGACCUGUAUUUCACUUAGCCAACCCACUGAGAAGGUGUAAUAUCGAUUUUGUUCAUGCUGCGUGCAUUUUAAGAGCUGUGUGUAUGUGAUGGGGCAGUAUUUGCCCAGCCUUCCCCAGGCACCACACACACUUGUAGCUGACCAGCCAGCAUAGAUGUGUGGUGCCAUUGAACGGAUGGGCAAAUACUGUCCCUCAUAUGCACAACUUACAAAUACCCAAGCUAAAUUGUCUAAGGUAGAUAGCAGAUAGUUCCCUUCCAAUGAUAGAAAAUAGAUUUGAAUUUUGCGACGUAUUUAUGCUAUUCCGGCCAGCUUUCACACUUUCAAUGGGCUUUGUGGGCCCUGCUUAAAGGUAUUUAUCAGCUUUUUAGCCCACAAGUUGUACUUCAAAUUCUGCUUAUUGUGGUAACCAGUUUUCUUUGGACAUUUCAAUCAAGAGAUUUUUGAUAAAUGACUCGACAGAUAUGGUCUAUUUUUGUUGCAAGUGCCAAGUUGAUGUUGUCCGAUAUAGAAAGAGCAAGCAACGUUGUAUGAUUAUAGCUCAAACGGAUAUUCUGAAAGCCACAAAUGUUGUGAGGGAAAUUCACUCUGAACGGCACCUGUAGGCUCAGAAACCAGGCUGAAUGUACGGUAAAAUGGUAAAAUUAUGGCACCAGUAGAAUUACCGCCUCUGUGUCCAUUAUUGUACUGUAAGCGAUCUUCACUCUGAAUGGCACCUGUAUGCUAUGCUCAGAAACUGGCCUGUAUUUAAGGUAAAAUGAUACACUUAUAGCACCAGUACAAUUACACUUACAGCCUCUGCCCAUGUUGUGAGAAUUCUUCAUUCUGAAUGGCACCUUUUUGCUCAGAAACUGGCCUGUAUUUGAGAUAAAAUGAUACAAUUAAAGCCCCGAUACAAAUAUAUAGCCUCUGUGUGCAUUGAAGUGUGCUGCCAGUUGUUUUAUACACUGUUGGGGCCUUAAUUGUACCCCUUUACCUUAGCUAAAUUAAAUAUUUUUGUUGGGAAUGCUAAAUCUUAUGUACAAUCAUAGCAGAAUAUGACUACACAUAAUGCACAAGGAGUUAUGUGAGAUUUUAUAAUGAAUAAACUAAAAUGAGCACA